AUGCUAGUGAGAUGGAGGAGACUGCUGCAUGCGGCAUCGUACCGAGUCGGGGAAAGGCUCGGCAGCGGCUGGAUCGAAACCCAGGAAAGGCCUUCUUUCUUCGUCCCGACCACUCAGGUCGUCGAGACGAGUCUGUCGAACUGCCCCUCGGACAUCGUAGCGCUGAGUUUGUUCCUGUGGUGCGCCCGCCAGCCGCAGUACUCCCAUGGUCCCGGGUCCUUCGACCUCAUGGUUGGGGUGUUGGAUCGGCUGACGAAUAGAUUCGGUUCCGUCUCAGGGAUCUUGAAGGAGCUGGACAGUGUUGGGUGCCCGAGAAAGCCACAGAUCUUUCUGAUGUUGAUGAGGAUAUACUGGCGCGGGGGCAUGCACGGGCUGGUUCUGGAGACAUUUGACGAGAUGAGCGCCCAUAAUUAUGUCCCAAACGUGUUUGCCAGGAACAUCGCCCUGGAUACUUUGUUCAAGCUCGGUAGCGUCAGGAGGGCAUUCGAUUUUUUCGCAGACACUCCGUUUCCCAACUUUCUGACUUUCAGUAUAGCAAUAGGCAAUCUCUGCGAGCUUGACGACUGGUUGGGAGCUCGAGCUGUUUUGAGACUCAUGGUCAAACAGAGGUUUGACCCUGACGUUGGAACACUCUCAAGAGUCUUGAUUUGUUUAGAAAAGUCAACGAGGUUGAUGGAGGUGCUGCAACUGGUGGGCUUCAUGGUGGUCUCUGGCAAACAACUGUCGGUUCCCAUUUGGACGAUUUUGAUUGGCACAUUCUGCCAGCUCGGUAGAGCUGAGUAUGCCAGCGAGUUGCUGGGGAAGAUGGCCGAUUCUGGCUGUUCUCCUACUGUCAUCACCUAUACUACGGUAAUCAAAGGACUUUUAGAAUGCCAAUUGUCAGAUGAAGCCUUCCAUCUGUUGGAUCUCAUGCUGUCUAAUGGGUAUCAGCCGGAUUUGGUUCUUUGCAACGUCUUGGUUGACUUUUUUUGCAAGUCAAAGAGAUACGACGAUGCUAUUGGUGUUAUCCUCUGUUUACAAGAGUGGAAUCUUAAGCCAGAUUCCUACACUCUCUCUUCGAUGAUGAGAAUACUCUGUGCAUAUGGAAAAAUUGAGUUGAUUCCGAAGUUGAUUGCUACCUUUGGCAUUCCUGUUGAUUUGGUAGCAUGUAAUUUUCUGAUGCACAUCCUUUGCAAGACUGGUUUCCCAUACAAAGCUGUCGAGUUCUACGAUGACAUGGUUGACCGUGGGUUCAUUCCAGAUAACUUCAGUUUUGCAGGAUUAUUAAACGGCCUCUGCAGGUCAGGAAGGGUUGACGAUGCAGUUAAGGUUUAUACUGGUAUUCUUUUGAAUGGUAACUCUGUUGAUGCCCAUGUCCACACCGUGGUCUUUAAUGGUCUGAUUAAAGGAGGAAAGGCUCAUACAGCCAUUAGACUAUUUAGGAAAGCAGUUUCUGAGAAUUUUGCCCUUGACAUGGUGUCCUACACAGCUAUUGUCUAUGGGAUGUUCAGGGGUGGCAGGUCCGAAGAGGGGUGUAGUUUGCUUAGUGAGAUGAAGCAACUAGGCUGGGAGCCUGGUAUGCCUACGUAUAGUAUGAUGCUACGUGGACUCUUCAGAGCUAGGAAAUUCGGUGCGAUUAGGAGUUUGGUGAAAAGUAUGGCCGAUUCAGGGUCCGGGACGAUGCUGCAGAGCCUUCAAUACAAUGAUUAG
This is a messenger RNA of Spirodela intermedia, 1689 nucleotides long. The record is from the annotation of a GenBank genome assembly. NCBI's taxonomy places the organism in Eukaryota, Viridiplantae, Streptophyta, Magnoliopsida, Alismatales, Araceae.